ACAGUUCACAGAGCUUUUUCACCGGGACUUAGCCUCUGGCGAUGCUUCCGAUAAAAUUGUUUCGUCAUUUUAUUCGCAUGUAGAUGUCCUUUGCGAUUGAUUUCAUGCUGAAUGCAAAGAAUAUCAUUGAAAUAUUCGGAUCGCAGCAAUUUUAAACUAAAAAUAUGAAUUUUAAUUUUCUCCUCAUCGAUUUUUCUUCUAACACCUUGUAAACAAGCUCUGUGAACUGUCAAAUAAGUGAGGUUAGAUCAAGAUCUUGCAUUGGUCUAUAUGCACGUGCUGCUGUUUGUAAACAACAAACCGCAAGAGCCGUCACCAACAGAACGACAGUCAGUUUAAAUUUGUGUGGUAAUCGUAAGUUGCAGGAUUUGAAGUGGAGUAAUUUCUUGUUGAACAAAUUAACAUCCGACACAUCUUGAAAGUUGAAUCAAUAAAAAAAAGUUCCAUAAUUAUGGGAAAACGGAGGUUCAACGAAAAAGGACGUCAACAGAACGAGACCGUCAUCGAUAAUACCGCAACAAAACAGAUAAAAUUAGAUUUCUCUGCUCAGGAAGAAGGAUACGGUGGAUCAGAUGACGCGAAUAUGUUGGUCUUACCUUCGAAGAAAAGACCGACGAAGAUUAAACAGGACAAAACGGUCGUCACCAAAAUCCUAUCCAAAAAGCAGCGCAAACGACUGGAAAAGAUUGUCGAUCAGAAACGGAAAAAAGAGAACCGAUCGACGCUGAUUAGUGCCCUGUCUGAUGUGCAAGCAACGUCCGAGGAGUUGAAAAACUAUACCAAACUCAGUGCAGUGCAAACGAAAGGUUUGAAACAGCUGUUUAAGGAGCAGAAAUUCGGUGUUAUCAGUAUUGAUAAGCCGGUCGGAAAGGUUGAUUCCCAAGAUGAUGGGCAUCGGAAGCUGAAAAGUUUGGUCGGAAUGCGAAAGCAACGAUUGGCGCUGUUGCGUGCUCAGCAACAAACGGAGGACGAUGAGGAUAAAGGUCAAAAGGAUUUGAAUACAAUCGGUUUGGAAGAGGAGAGCUCUUCAUCCGAAGAAGAGGCAGAGUCUGAGAUAAGUGUUGAUAGCCCCCGAAAAGAGGAAGAAAAGAUGUGUGAAAAAGUUAAAAUGUGUGACGAUAAUGUAGUGCCACUCAAAAAACCUGAUGUUGAGAUUAUUGCCAAUGACAAUGCAGUCCAAGCCAAGCCUCCUCCGAAGAAAGCAACAGAAAGCAUUGCAAUAAAACCAGUGGCUAGAAAGCCGGCCACUUAUGUUCACGUUGAGCGUGACCCGGAAAUCCAAGCCACUCGUUUGAAGCUUCCUAUUUUGGCUGAAGAACAAAUCAUUAUGGAAACGAUCAGUGAAAACUCAAUUGUAAUUCUAGCCGGAGAAACAGGCAGCGGUAAGACAACUCAGGUGCCUCAAUUUCUGUACGAAGCCGGAUAUGCUAAUACUGACCGUGGUCUGAUUGCAAUUACUGAACCACGGCGCGUGGCUGCCAUUUCGAUGUCCAAGCGGGUGGCCACUGAGAUGAAUGUCUCAACAGAUGUUGUAUCAUAUUUGAUUAGAUUCGAAGGCAACGUGACCGAUCGCACCCGGAUCAAGUUCGUGACCGAUGGUGUGCUGCUAAAGGAAAUCGAAAAUGAUUUUUUCUUGUCACAAUAUUCUGUUAUUAUACUGGAUGAAGCGCACGAGCGGAGCGUCUACACUGACAUUCUCGUUGGAUUGCUUUCACGAAUUGUGAUUCUCCGGGCCAAAAAGGGAAAACCAUUGAAAUUGAUAAUCAUGUCCGCCACAAUGAGAGUAAAGGAUUUUACAGAAAACCGAACCCUUUUCAGCAAAGUGCCACCAGUAAUCAAUGUGGAGUCGCGACAGUUUCCCGUAACUGUUCAUUUUAAUAAGACGACGGCCAAUGACUACGUUCGAGAAGCAUAUUUGAAAGCGGUUAAGAUCCACACCAAACUACCAGAGGGAGGGAUGUUGAUUUUUCUUACAGGGCAGAAGGAAGUCAAUUUCAUGGUGAAACAAUUGCGCAAAGCAUUUCCUUUCAAAGGGCAUAAGCUUCAGGCAACUAAAAGCUCAGACAAGCCGCAAGCGAUCGUUGGUGAUCUAUCGGAAGAUGAAGACGAUAAGCUGGCGCAAAUGGUCAACCCGAAGAAGAAGGCUAAAUCAAAGAAAAAGAAUAAGGUCAAACAACAGCAAGCCGAAUCGGUCCAAAUCGAGCUACCAAAAAUAAAUCUGGAUAAUUAUCAACUGCCGUGGGAUGACGCAGAAGCAGACCAACGGGAAGAUGACGAAGAUGCCGGAUUACUCGGCCACAGUGACGACGAACUGACUGAUUUGGAGUCCGAUUUCGAUGAAGAUUUGAACACGUCAGAACUAAGCCACAAUCAACCUUUGUGGGUAUUGCCGCUGUAUUCUAUACUUUCUUCCGAGAAGCAACAAAAAGUUUUUGAAGAUCCACCGGAAGGCACUCGUUUAUGUGUUGUGGCAACAAAUGUUGCGGAAACUUCCUUGACCAUUCCUGGUAUCAAGUAUGUAGUGGACUGUGGUAGACAAAAAACCAAACUGUACGACAAAGUAACCGGAGUUACUGCGUUUGUGGUGACCUACAUUAGCAAAGCUUCGGCUAAUCAGCGUGCAGGACGAGCGGGAAGAGUAGCCGCAGGCCACUGCUAUAGACUUUACUCCAGCGCCGUGUUCAACGACGAGUUUGUAGAAUUUUCCCAACCGGAAAUUCAGAAGAAACCGGUAGACGAUCUGAUGUUGCAGAUGAAAUGCAUGGGAAUCGAUAAAGUCGUUAAUUUUCCAUUUCCCUCGCCUCCAGAUAGAACUCAGUUGGAAGUAGCCGAAAAAAGGCUUGUCAUGAUGGAUGCCCUGCAGGAGAGCAUCGUAAAUAGUAAAAAUAAAUCACAGACCUUGAGUCGCAUUACCAAGCUUGGCAGAACGAUAGCCGCAUUUCCGGUUGCUCCUCGUUUUGGCAAAAUGUUAGCUCUGAGUCAUCAGCAUGGAUUACUCCCGUAUGCAAUUUGUAUGGUAGCUGCUCUAUCCGUGCAGGAAUUAUUCCAAGAGGUGUCAUUAUCCGAAGAUACGAACGAUCAUCAAAAGUGGCGAACCAAAAGAAAAGGUUGGGCUGGAACCGGCCAUUCUCUUAUGCUUGGCGAUCCCAUGAUAUUACUUCGGGCCGUAGGAGCUGCGGAGUAUGCCAAUAGUAAGGGACGCUUAACAGAAUUCUGUGAGGAAAAUGGCAUCCGAUUGAAGGCCGUAAAAGAAAUCCGGAAGCUACGAGUGCAACUAACAAAUGAAGUCAACGUAAAUCUGAAAGAUUUAAACCUAACCGUAGAUCCAGGUAUGGAGCCUCCGAGUGACACACAAGCGAAACUGCUGCGUCAGCUGAUGCUGAUUGGUAUGGCCGAUCGCAUUGCCCAUAAGAUACCGGAAUACGAAAUUAAGCUGAAAUCGGAUCGAAUCAAGUACAAACAUGCCUACAAUCUGUCCAAUUUGGAGGACCCCGUAUUUGUGCACUCAAGUUCCGUACUGCGCAAAAAGGAUCCGGAAUGGGUAUGCUAUCAGGAGGCGUACGAAACGGUGGAGGGCGGAAAUUCAAAAAUGUUUAUCCGAGGCAUCACGGCCAUCGAACCAGAAUGGCUGGUACAAUUGAUACCAAAAUAUUGUAACAUUAUUUGCGUGUUGGAAGAUCCAAAACCGACGUACCGUUCACACGAUGAUAGCAUUAUUUGCUGGGUGCAGGCUACGAUCGGCAAGGCCGGCUGGGAAUUGCCACCAACGGAGAUUGACAUGCCGAAAGAUGCGUCCCGGUGUCGAUAUUUCACCCAAUUCUUUCUAGCUGGAGUUGUUUUUCAAAAAUUGAAAAAAUUCAGGAAAUCGCUACUUUCCUCGCCGGAGUCGGUUUUGAAGUCAUUUUCGUCGUCGAUUCCGCGAAUCACAACGUUCGUUAACACGUUGCUGCAAAAUGAAGUCUACGGCAGGUGUCGACUCGAGGAACUUUGGAAACAGGAUAAAAACUUUCUUCUCAGUGAGUACCAACAAUUUCUGCCUGUAUCGUGUCACUCUGAUGUGGUAAAACUAUGGCCCCCAUCGACUGAGAGGUAAAUAUUGUUGGUUAUUUUGUUUUUAGAUAAAUGUCUAAAAGAA
Messenger RNA from Armigeres subalbatus, 4135 nucleotides. RefSeq names its product probable ATP-dependent RNA helicase kurz (gene kz). Gene Ontology annotation, cellular component: nucleolus; intracellular anatomical structure. Gene Ontology annotation, biological process: maturation of SSU-rRNA from tricistronic rRNA transcript (SSU-rRNA, 5.8S rRNA, LSU-rRNA). The record is from RefSeq and is a predicted model, not a curated record. NCBI's taxonomy places the organism in Eukaryota, Metazoa, Arthropoda, Insecta, Diptera, Culicidae. Gene Ontology annotation, molecular function: RNA binding; ATP binding; helicase activity. The transcript is spliced from 6 exons. The coding region runs from base 452 to 4093 and encodes 1213 amino acids.